This is a messenger RNA of Trichoplusia ni (cabbage looper), 5214 nucleotides long. RefSeq names its product multidrug resistance-associated protein 1-like. Bases 124 to 4692 code for a protein of 1522 amino acids. Gene Ontology annotation, biological process: transmembrane transport. Gene Ontology annotation, cellular component: membrane. Gene Ontology annotation, molecular function: ATP hydrolysis activity; ABC-type transporter activity; ATP binding. The transcript is spliced from 25 exons. The record is from RefSeq and is a predicted model, not a curated record. NCBI's taxonomy places the organism in Eukaryota, Metazoa, Arthropoda, Insecta, Lepidoptera, Noctuidae.
UGACAGCUGACGCAGUGGCAGGUGGAAGUCCACAAUAGUGUUGCUAUUGUUUAGUAUAGGUUAUAUUCGAACAGCUUGUAGUGGUGUACUUGUGAGUGCGGUAAAUUUAAAAUCUCUUAAAAGAUGAAUGAUUCAGAAACUUCUACGUUACUUAUGCCAUUAAAUUCAAGUAUGGAUCACUUUUGUGGCUCUGUUUUCUGGAAUAGCAGCUUAACUUGGUAUUCAGACAAUCCAGAUUUCACGCCUUGCUUCCAAAAGACUGUUUUAGUAUGGAUACCAUGUAUGUUCUUGUGGCUAGCGGCUCUGAUAGAUGGCUACCAUAUAUACAGCAGCAAAGAGUUUAACAUACCAUGGAACAAACUCAACAUAAGCAAACUUAUUAUCAUAUGCCUGUUAUGUAUUUUGCAAAUUGUAAACAUCUGCCAAGUAGCUUACAAAUCAAAAUCAGAUGAAAUCAAAGUUUUUGAUGUUGAUUAUUAUGAUCCAGGGAUCAAACUGCUAACAUUUAUAUUAUCAGCUACGUUAGUAUAUUACAACAGAAAGUAUGGUAUCCAAACAUCCGGGGUACUAUUCAUAUUUUGGUUCCUUCUCAUCCUGGCAGGAUUGCCCGAACUCAGGUCCAAUAUAGUGAACUACAACACCAGUGACGAUGUGUAUGUCCGAUAUAACAUUUUCAGUUAUAUCGUUUACUAUACCCUUAAUAUUAUUAUGUUUGUAUUAAAUUGUUUCGCCGAUCUGCCGCCUAGAAAUACUCCUUACAUUUAUGGAGAGGUCCAAUCUCCUGAAAAAACAUCGGGCUUCCCCAGUAAACUCACAUUCAGUUGGUUUGACCCACUUGCAUUCACAGGCUAUAGAAGAACUUUAACCAAGGAAGACUUAUGGCCAUUACAUCCGCAACUAAUGUCCAAAGAAGUUGUCCCAAAAUUUAAUAAAUUCUGGCAGAAAUCUCUGAAGAAGCAAGAAGUCAGUUCAAAAUCUUCGGCCCGUACAUCAGUUACGCAGGGGAAAAGGAAGCAGGAAACAAAACCAGUGUCAAUAUUACCUGUCGUAUGUUUGGCUUUUGGCGGGCAAUUCUUAUUCGCUAUCUUUCUCAAGGUGCUCAACGAUAUUCUUAUUUUCGCGUCGCCUGAAUUACUCAAACAUCUAAUCGGAUUUAUUGAAGGCAAGGAACCUAUGUGGAGAGGUUACGCAUACGCUGUUGGUAUGUUCGUAUGUGCUAUCCUACAAAGCUUGUUACUCGGACAGUACUUUUUCAAAGUCUAUACCGUCGGCAUAAAAGUCAAAAACUCACUUAGUAGCGUAGUCUAUAAGAAAGCUCUUUGUUUGUCAAAUUCUGCACGAAAAGAAUCCACAGUCGGUGAAAUUAUAAAUUUAAUGUCCACGGACGUAGACAGGUUCAGUAAUUUGACUUUUGUGAACUUGAUAUGGUCUGCGCCGCUUCAAAUUUCUUUGGCUUUGUACUUCUUAUGGGGAGUCUUGGGCCCUUCAGUGUUAGCCGGAGUAGCCGUUAUCGUAAUACUUAUGCCUAUGAAUGGCCUAAUGGCAAAAUAUCAACAAAGUCUGCAGACUAAACUUAUGGCAUAUAAAGACGAAAGAGUCAAACUUAUGAAUGAAGUACUUAAUGGGAUAAAGGUCCUGAAAAUGUAUGCUUGGGAACCAAGUUUCCAAGAACACAUUGUCGCAGUAAGAAACAAGGAAUUGGCUAUCUUAAAAAAGCUCGCGUAUUACAGCUCUGGCAUGUCGUUUAUAUGGAGUUGUACACCUUUCUUAGUUUCGCUCAUGUCUUUCACUUGUUUUGUUUUGGUGAACGACAAAGAAGUGCUUGACUCACAAAGAGCAUUCGUAGCACUGUCGCUCUUCAACAUUCUACGAUUCCCAAUGUCAAUGCUCCCUAAUGUAAUUGCGGACAUUAUACAGACUGCGGUCAGCAUAAAGCGGUUGAACAAAUUUUUGAACGCUGAAGAAUUAGAUACCACUUCUAUUGAGCAUAACGACGAUGAAAAAGAUCAAAUCCUAAUUGAAAACGGUUUCUUCACGUGGGGUGACCAUGAUUCAGAACCAGUACUAAAAAAUAUAAAUCUGCAUAUACCGAGAGGUUCGCUUGUUGCCGUGGUAGGUGGUGUCGGCUCAGGCAAGAGCUCUCUGCUAUCUGCCUUACUCGGAGACAUGGACAAACUAUCGGGCAGAAUUAAUAUUAAGGGUAACAUUGCGUACGCAUCCCAGCAGGCUUGGAUUCAGAAUGCGACCGUUCAAAAUAACAUCUUAUUCGAUAAGCCACUAGUUAAAAACAAGUACAAUGAUAUAAUAGAAGCGUGUGCAUUGAAAUCUGAUUUAGACAUUCUGCCUGGUGGGGAUCAAACCGAAAUUGGAGAGAAAGGUAUAAACCUGUCUGGCGGUCAGAAGCAGCGCGUGUCCCUAGCACGAGCGGUAUACUACGAUGCCAACAACUACUUCCUAGACGACCCGCUCAGUGCCGUGGACUCCCACGUCGGCAAGCACAUCUUCGACAAGGUGAUCGGGCCCGCGGGGCUGCUGAAGGGCAAGACGCGCGUGUGGGUGACACACAACGUGUCGUACCUGGCGCAGACGGACCUGGUCGUCGUGCUGCGCGACGGCGAGGUCUCCGAGGCCGGCUCCUACCAGCAGCUGCUCGAGAAGAAGGGCGCCUUCGCAGAGUUCUUACUGCACUACCUUACUAAAGCAGAACAAUCAGCUUCAAUGGAAGAUUUGGAAACUAUUAAACACGAUCUGGAGAAUCAAUUAGGUUCUGAAUUUCACCGUAAAUUGGAAUGGGCCAGGUCGUUAUCACGCGUUUCCGAAGCGCCUUCAGAACCAAAGGAAGCAGGUGACCACAAUGACACCCCUACUAAGGAAAAAUCGCCUGAUAUACCGGAGGAAGUUGAAAAGGAAUUCGAUCAGCUUAUUGAGAAGGAGACACUUGAAACUGGAAAAGUUAAAGGUGCAGUUUAUAAGCACUAUCUAUCGUAUAUUGGCGUCUGGUCGGCUGUUUGGACGCUAGUGAUGUUCGUUCUACUACAGGCUUUCCAGAUCGGCAGCAACUUCUGGUUGGCCAGAUGGUCCAAUGACGACAAAGUGCUUGUGAACGGUACAGUGGAUACGCAGCGACGAGACAUGUACCUAGGAGUGUACGGUGGCCUAGGAUUCGGUCAAGCUAUAACAUCAUUCGUGACCGAUUUAUUGCCGUUCUUGGCGUGUUGGAAGGCAGCUAAAAUGCUGCACGCAAUAAUGUUGGACAAUGUGUUGAGGACUCCUCUGCAAUUCUUUGAGGUCACCCCUAUAGGCAGAAUCCUGUCUAGAUUUUCUAAAGACGUGGAUGCUGUCGACUCUUCACUUCCCUGGCAGAUUUCCAGCGUAUUAUUUGGAUCCUUUGAGGUGGUGGGCACAAUUUUCGUCAUAAGCUAUUCAACACCCAUGUUUAUGACUGUUAUAAUACCAAUUGGAGCCCUAUACUACCUGAUUCAACGGUUUUACGUGCCGACGUCACGGCAGAUCAUGAGGAUUGAAUCUGUAUGGCGGUCGCCUGUCUACUCUCACUUCAACGAAAGUAUUUUGGGUGCGACUAGUAUUCGUGCUUUCGGUGUAACAGACAGAUUUGUACAAGAAUCUCAGCAGAAGGUGGAUAACUACCAGUCUAUCUGCUAUCUUAGUAGUAUCGCGGACCGUUGGCUAGGGAUCCGGCUAGAGAUAGUCGGCAGUCUCGUCAUAUUUUUCGCGGCAUUAUUUGCAGUCAUUGGUAGAGAAAGUAUAAGCCCUGGUCUUGCUGGUCUUUCCGUCAGUUACACAUUAGAGAUAACACAAAUGCUAAGUUGGUUAGUACAAAUGACUUCCGCGGUGGAGACAGAAAUAGUAGCAGUGGAACGAAUGAAAGAGUACUCAGAAACAAAGCAGGAAGCCGCGUGGAGUAUCGCGUCUGGCCCGCCGGCAACGUGGCCGGAGACGGGCGCGCUGCAGCUGGAGCGGCUGUCGCUGGCGUACCGCGCCGGCGCCGAGCCCGCGCUGCGUGACGUCACGUGCGCCGUGGCGCCGCGCGACAAGCUGGGCAUCGUGGGCCGCACGGGCGCCGGCAAGUCCACGCUCACGCUCGGCCUCUUCCGCAUCGUCGAGGCCGUGGGCGGCCGCAUCCUCAUCGACGGCCUGGACAUCGCCAGCAUCGGCCUGCACCAGCUGCGCGCGCGCAUCACCAUCAUCCCGCAGGACCCCGUGCUGUUCUCCGGCACGCUGCGCAUGAACCUGGACCCCUUCGAGACCUACACCGACGACCAGAUCUGGCGCGCGCUCGAGCUGGCGCAUCUCAAGCCCUUCGUGCUGGGACUGGCCGCCGGGCUGCGCCACGAGGUGGCCGAGGGCGGCGAGAACCUGUCGGUGGGCCAGCGCCAGCUCGUGUGUCUGGCGCGCGCGCUGCUGCGCAAGACGCCGCUGCUCGUGCUCGACGAGGCCACUGCCGCCGUCGACCUCGAGACCGAUGAACUCAUACAGAAAACAAUCCGCAAGGAAUUUGCGUCGUGCACAGUAAUUACCAUCGCUCACCGGCUGAACACCAUUAUGGACUCCACGAAGGUUAUGGUGCUCGACAAAGGACAACUCAUGGAAUUCGCCCCUCCGCAAGAACUCUUACAAGACAAAAAUUCCAUGUUCUAUAGUUUAGCUAAAGAUGCAGGUCUCGUGAACUAAUUUUAUAGAUGUUUUUUGGUUGCUGUCAGCACAUAAAAUAUAAGAACACGAACACGUUGCAUUUUAAUGAAGUAUUUUUAUUGAGAUCGACUUUCGAUAGGUACUCUAUUUUGGUAGUUUUAUAUAUUAAGUGGUGCUAUUUUUGUUAGGUUUUACACAAAAGUUUGUUUUCAGUAUUAUUUUAAAAGCCCAGCAAUGUCAAAGCUCAUAUUGAGCUGCAAAACACAAAACUUAAUUUUAAGAUUUUUAUACAUAGGUAACAUUUUUAAUCCGAUCCAAAAUCGCAUGCUACUUAAUUAUUGUAAAUGUUUUACGUAAUAAACAUAUUUUGAUGUAUUUUUACAAACUGUAUUAAACAAAGCCUUAUUAAUAUUAAGCAUAACUUACACAUUUUUUACUUAUUGUUUAUUUUAUAUAUUUACAAUUAAAAAAAAAUGAUCUGUCAUGUGUGCAUAAUGUGCGAUAUCAAGUGUACUUACUGCAAUCAAAUAUUGAGAAAAUUUAUUAAACCCUUGCAAUGUU